Messenger RNA from Salvia miltiorrhiza (redroot sage), 2065 nucleotides. RefSeq names its product F-box/LRR-repeat protein At3g26922-like. Gene Ontology annotation, molecular function: protein binding. The coding region runs from base 62 to 1876 and encodes 604 amino acids. The transcript has 4 exons. Lineage: Eukaryota; Viridiplantae; Streptophyta; Magnoliopsida; Lamiales; Lamiaceae. The record is from RefSeq and is a predicted model, not a curated record.
AAACAAAUUUUGGGUGUGCAAAUGUUAGUACUUAGUAUGUUAGUUUAUGUAAAAAUUCGAAAUGGGGUUGGGGGGUGGGGGGUGGGGGACUGGGGGUUACUCCUUGUUCUUCUCUCAUUCAUCUCUAAUAAAACUAGUAAAAUAUUGUCUCUACACUCUGCAACGAACUCUUCUUUCAGCAAAAACAUGCUCUAAAAUCCCUCUCCGAUCACCAAAAAACCCAUUUCUUCAACUCAUUCAAAACCCCCGAAUCCCCAAAACCUUCAAAAAAGCCCUCCAAAAUUCCUCGAUUCACAUCCGAAAUUUCCCAAAAUUCACCGCCGAACCCACCUUGAUCACCACCCUCCCCAUUUCGGCCAUGGAGCCCAAGCGCAAGAAAUCGAGAAAAAUCGAAGAGUCAAUCGAAAAGCCCUACCCCGAUCGCCUCAGCAGCCUCCCCGACAGCGUCCUCACCCACGUCUUCUCCUUCCUCGACUUCGAAUCCGUCGUUCGCACCUCCGUCCUCUCCAAACGCUACAAGCACCUCUGGACCCUCACCCCCUCCCUCGAUUUCCACCUCUCCGAACACGGCGACGACAAAAUCCGCCCCAACGACCACCGCCUCCGCGCCCGGGACAAGGAGGGCUGCAACAGUGUCUUCGAAUUGUACGUCAAUCACAUCCUCCAGCUGCGAGAGCACUGCAAUCUCUCCCAAUUCCGCCUCUCGCUGCACCGGCAUGCGCGGCCGGAGUUCGUGCAGAAUUGCCUAAUUUACGCCGUCGAGCACAAGGUGCAGCAUCUCAAACUGCGAGGUAUUUUCAAUCGGAAGCCCCUCGCAUUGCCUGGAAUCCUGCUUGAUUUGCCCUCGUUGAUUAGUCUGAGCUUGCAUAACGCGACUGUUAACGGCAUAGAGCUGCCGAAAUCGUUUUCUUUACCCAAUUUAAAGAAUUUGAGCCUAAAAAAUUACGAAUUCUCGGAUAAAAACUACAAUGUGGGGCUGUUUUCGGGGUGUCCGAGUCUUGAAACUUUAAUUCUGACGAAAUGUAGCAUUAGGCCGAUGAAUAAGCUCAAGUGUUUGGAUGUGAAAUGCUCGAAUCUCAAGCAUUUGGAGAUCAGGCGGUGGAGGAGCCCAUGGAGGUGCUUCGAUGAGCAUGUGAUCAACGUGAAUGCUCCUAGGCUCGCGUUCUUGAAGUUCCAAGGCCCUCUUGUUAGGCUGAAUUUCGGGGAGGCGUUUCCCUGCGUGGAGAGGGCGUGCUUCGAGCUGUUCUUCCCCACGGCUUGUGUGAUGCUCGAUGGCGAGGGUAGGAAGCAGAGGGUUUCAGAAUGUUUGUUGGGUAUGCUUCUCAAUGUGUGCAGCAGCGUGAGAGCUCUUUCUCUGUCGUUGAGGACGAUUGAGGUUGUGUGCAGCAUUCGUGAUUUACGCGCUCAUGCUCCUGUCAUUUUCGAGAAUUUGAGGAUCAUAAGGUUCACAACUGAGAACAAGUUUAGGGAGAAGGCUUUUCCUGUUGAGACUGUUAGCUGUUUGCUGGAUAAGACAGCUACUGAUGUUUUGACCUUUGAUGGUUUUAAGGUCAAGAGAGUCCCACCCGAGGUUUCAAAGGCCAAAUCUAAGAGACAUGCUACACAUAUCUCUAUCCCAAUGCAUUUUGUGAAGUUUCUGUUGGAGAGCUCGCCGUCUGCUGAGCUUUUGAGUCUUGAAAUGCCAAAUAUAGCUAUUCGUGUGCGUGCAGUUAUCAUCAGACGAAGAAUGGUGUUGAAGAGGCAGCACGUGACAAGAUCAUUGUAUCAUCCUAGGGUGAUUUUUUCUGGUUCAAUCAAUGUUCGUGACCUCUGCCGUUUCUCCUACAGAUCAAAGCAAGCUAGUGAUGCACCUCCUUGUAACUAUCUCUCUACUUAGCUUUUAGUAUUUUGGAAGCACGUUUCUGAUUGAACUCAUUUGCUGCUUCGUUCCUUGAUGCCUAUACAGUGUUGUGACUGCAAUGUGGAUGUUUUUUUGCUCUGUAUCAUGUUAGGACUUGUUUUGAGCCUCAUUUCUUGUCAAUGAAAAAUAAAACAUUGAUUUGGAAUCAAAAUUGACAUUUACAAA